AUGAUAAGACGUAAACUGAAUCAUUCUUCGAAAAUUAGCAUUCAACUCUAUCAUCAUUUCAAAAUUGGAAAUAUACGGAAAUGUUGUUAUUCUACAAUUAAUGAUAGUAAAAUUAAUGCUUCGGAAUUAACAGAAAAAAAGGAACAAAAUAAUAUUGUAAAUACAGAAAUUGAAUCAGACAAUGAAAAAUCAUUCUUACACGGACUAACAGAUACUUUGGGUAGUAUUCAAACUACCUUCUCACAGUGGCGUCACAGAUUGCAAGUUACAAAUGACCAACUUGAAAAGAUUGAAAAAUCAAGGUCAGGAAGAGGGAAAUGGCAUAGAGGUCUAUUCUUUUUUGCUGUCUGUCUAUUUCAUAUUAUUUUCUUUUUAAAUUUCAACCUUUUAGCAAUCAGUGAUUGGACUGAACAACAUGUCAAACAAGAAAUUGCCAAAACACUUAGUGAUGAAGGAAGUUUCACAAUGUAUAUGCUUUCACUUUAUUCUCAAAAACCAACCAAAGAUAUCAGAGAAACACAAGCCCUAAAUCGUGAAAAGUUCUAUUCGAAUAGAGAAUUGGCAAGAUUGAGUUUUGAAAAAGUUUCACUAGAACAAAAAGUACAAGAAACCAAAUCAUAA
Molecule: messenger RNA, 621 nt
Organism: Naegleria gruberi
Lineage: Eukaryota; Heterolobosea; Eutetramitea; Acrasida; Naegleriidae
Exons: 1
Coding region: 1-621 (206 amino acids)
Source: RefSeq, a predicted model, not a curated record